Messenger RNA from Electrophorus electricus (electric eel), 765 nucleotides. Its product is annotated as ferritin, middle subunit-like. Lineage: Eukaryota; Metazoa; Chordata; Actinopteri; Gymnotiformes; Gymnotidae. The record is from RefSeq and is a predicted model, not a curated record. Gene Ontology annotation, molecular function: ferric iron binding; ferrous iron binding. Gene Ontology annotation, biological process: intracellular iron ion homeostasis; iron ion transport. Gene Ontology annotation, cellular component: cytoplasm.
CUGAGCUUGGAUGCAUCCAUCUCACAACCUUGAGAAGACUCACAAGAGGUUCUUGCAUCAACAGUGAUUGAACGGAACUUCUUUGUCUUGUGCGAUUCCAGACUUUAUUUCUGUACAUUUCUACUUGUACGAGAAGGAGAAGUUUAGUUAAAAUGUCUCAGAUUCGUCAUAACUACCAUCGCGACUCUGAAGCCGCUAUCAACAGGAUGAUAAACAUGGAACUUUAUGCCUCCUACACCUACUCUUCGAUGGCCUUCUACUUCUCUCGCGAUGACGUCGCCCUCGAGGGUUUCUCCCAUUUCUUCAAGGAGAACAGCCACGAGGAACGUGAGCACGCGGAGAAGUUCAUGUCCUUCCAGAACAAGAGGGGUGGUCGCAUUUUCCUCCAGGAUGUCAAGAAACCUGAGCGAGAUGAGUGGGGCACUGGACUGGAGGCUAUGCAGUGUGCUCUGCAGCUGGAGAAGAAUGUGAACCAGGCUCUGCUGGAUGUGCAUAAGAUCGCCACUGAGAACGGCGACUCUCAUCUGUGUGACUUCUUGGAGUCCCACUACCUGGAUGAGCAGGUGGAGAUGAUCAAGAAGCUGGGUGACCACAUCACCAACCUCAGCAAGAUGGACGCUGGCAACAACAGGAUGGCCAAGUACCUGUUUGACAAGCACACCCUGGGGAGCAAGAGCUAAAUCCAGCACCAGGCUCAACCAGGGCCCGCAGAAGCUCAUGUGUGUUCAGAUUUUGGUUAUGGAUAUAGGAAUACUCCUACAUAAA